Molecule: messenger RNA, 3142 nt
Organism: Saccostrea echinata
Lineage: Eukaryota; Metazoa; Mollusca; Bivalvia; Ostreida; Ostreidae
Exons: 20
Coding region: 98-3001 (967 amino acids)
Source: RefSeq, a predicted model, not a curated record
ACGAAAUUCAUCCUCUGCUGGAUACAGUUUUGGAUUGAGUCUUCCCAUUUGAGUUUUUAGAGAAGCUUAAUAAUUGGAUACAUAGAAUCUACAUAAAAUGAACAGUGAAGUUUACCAAAGAACCCCCUACCAAGCCAAUGUGGACAACCUGACCCCUGUAGACCUGGGAGGGGCUGAGGAGACAGAUGAAGAAGAGGAGGAGGAGGGGGGUGAAGAGGAGGGGGAGGAAGAAGAGGAUUUGGAGGAGCCCCUCAGCUCUGUGGAACUGUCUCGAAGGAUCAGGAAGCUAGUGGAUCCUGGGCCUUUCCGACACAACAGGAAGGUGGCCAUGGCUGCUCUCCCUUGUUUUCUCAUCAUACUGGCCAUUUGUGGAGAACCGCUUCUGUUGCUAGUGUCUGUGGGGGUGAUUCUGACUUUAGUGAUAGACACAGGGAGCAAAAAUCAGAGGACAGUGAUGAUUUUUACCUUUGUAUUUAUCCCGUGUCAUAUGACCAUUCUCUACUUUACUUUUCCUCUUGUGUGGGUGUCAGUGGUGAAUAUUGCUUUGAUGGUUAUGAUGAAUUCAUUUAUACUGUUAACUGGUGGGUGGGCCUUACUACAAAUGAUCAUCUUCAGGAAACAGGAACCCGAGAUCUGUGUGUUUUUGGAGGCGGUCCUUUUCUCGGGAUAUCCUGCUCUGUCAGCCUGUCUCACAACCUGGGCCAUCGCCACUUUUGUACCUCUUAUAUAUGUGCCAUUUAUUUUGCUUUUUAUAGGGUUUGUUUUAUUUCAAGUGUUCAUGACACCAGCCACCUCUUCCUUCAAACUGAACCUGAAGGAUCACAAGGAGGAUGUCAAUAUCCUUAACAACCAACUCAUUGCUGCCAUGGCAACUGGAUUUUGUUUACUUCCUGUUUUCCUUCAGAUUCUCAUUGCUCUGUAUCAGAGAGGAUUUCAUGGAGUCUUUCACUUAGGCUUCUUUUGUGAGUUACUGUUCUUGUUGUGUUUGGCUGUGUUUCUGAUGACUUUGAUGAGUAUCAGACACAUUGUGGAAGCUGUAGGUUUCCAGUACAGUCUGGUGAUACAGUUACGCAGUCUCUGUGGGGGUGUGGCAGCCUUCCUGUCUUACCCAGUAUUCCUAGAGCUGGGAGUGACAUCACACUUUCUGUCAUGGCUGCCAUUUGCUGUUGGAGUUUAUGCUGUAUAUGGAACACUGCUUAGUUAUAGAAAACUUAAGUUCAUCUCCACAGUGUUCUUUGUGGUAGCUGUGAUUUUGUCUUUGGUGUGGGCAAUUAAAUUGCCAUGGAAAUUAUCAUAUACAUUUAUGUUUGGGAUAUCGCUGAAGAUGAUAUUCUGUCUGAUGAUAGCUAACUCUGUCCUGUGUCUGACAGCUGUACAUCUGUCCUCUCACGGAACUCAGGCAGCCUUCAGUCUCCUAGUGGUAUUACAAACCAUAGUGUUUAUCAAGUGUGAGGUGAUCCUCUUUGACUCCGGCCUGUAUAACUGGCCUCUGUUUAUGGUCACUGGUAUUGCUGCCUCAUAUACUCUACAAAGAUUACAGAUAGCAAGAAGGCUUCCAGUCAGUUUAACUUGUGCCUGUAUGUCUGCCCACGUCACAAAGUCGGCACUGGUUGCCAUGGUAAUCUUCACUAAGGAGGCCCGAGAUCUUCCCUACACCAGCAUUCUGACAAUGUUCUUCUUCAUCUUCAUGAUGAUCAAGAUGUUGCUCAUGGAAGUUCCGGUGGACAUUCCCAAGAAACAGUUGGCCAUCAAUGUGACUCUGAUGUGUAUAUCUGUUUUACUGAAUGCUAACCCAGUCCUGUUUAUCCUUGGAUCUUAUCUGUUUAAAAUACAGGCCAGUGCUGCUGAUGCCAUGGGAAUGUGUUUCAUCAUUUGUGGCAUGUUGAUCAUAGCAACCUGUGUCCUUCACCUUCCAUCUGAGGUUAAGGUCAAGCAGCUAGGAAUUCUGGGAGUGGUUACUGGGGUGAUAGUUAUCAUGUUUCAGCCAGAUGUAUCAUUGACAGCAAAUGGAAUAUUUCAGUUAUGUGAGGUCAUCAGUAUCAUGAGUAUGAUUGUGAUUAUGUAUGCAGACACCAUCAAGACAUUUCCCCACAUUGUGAUGGCCUCUGUACUAGUGGGAAUCACGCCCGGACUCAGGGCUGCUCUCUAUUUGUAUCCUGAGGACCAGGCACCAGUUUUCAAUCUCAUUUUAUUUGGACUUGUUUCCAUGUGUCUCGUGUGUGCUCUUUUUGCGUUCUCAAAAUCAGAACAUCUUGGACACAAGUUUGAGAAAAAUGUUCUAUCAGUAUGCAUGCUGGUAGUUUUACUUAGUGUCCUUUCAUUAGUGGUUGACUUGGUCACCAAGGAACGCAAACAACCCAUCUUGACUCUGCCAUCAUGGAAGUUAUUCCUUGCAGCAAAUCUCAUCAUUUGUAUAUGCACCAAAGUAGUUGUUUCUAGGAACUCAGAAUAUAUCCCUCUACAUGAGAAGGAUGAUAAGGAGAUUCCUUAUUUACCAUUGGUUGGCAACAUAACAACCAUCACUUCCUUCCUGUUUCUGUGUCUACUGGGGCCCUCCACAGGGUUACUGUAUGAUAUAUGGUGUUGUGGAGCAAGUGUGAUCCUAAUGUGUUUACAGAGAGACAUGAAAAUUUUUCACAACCUCAAAGACAGCAAUCACACAACACCAACGAAAAUCAUUUCAAUUGUAGUUUUGAUUCUGUCUUCAAUAUGUCGCAGUGACAUCUGGCAUUCAAACUCUUGGACAUUUGUGAGAUCGUUCUUAGAAAUUCUUCUAAUUCUGGGCAGCACCCCCAUUUAUUACGUGCUGUGGGGCAUCUUAUGGAAAUCUGUUGUGUUGCUACCAGAACCAGUGGUUGUUUUUCUGUUGCCUCUGAAUGCUGCUAUGUUGCUUUAUGGCAGCAGCUGGACCUGCUGGGUGUUAGCCUUUGUGGGCAUUAGCUCUUCUGUGUGGAUGAUGUCAAACCACUUUAAAUUAAUACCAUACUCAGAGAAAAGAUAAUGUUACAUCAAAAUAAUUAGACACCAUGACACUGUAGGUUUUAAACUGCUUUAUUAGUUUUUGUAUCUGAUACAGAAAUUUUGUUUUAUACAUUAAUAUACAUGUACUGACAACAAGUUGUCAAUAAAAAUUCUUCUUUUG